AUGGGUUUUAAUAAUAAUGUUAGAAAGUAUAGAAUAAUCGAUACAAUAGAGGAAAAUGGUGCAGUAAGAACUGCCAUUGCUAGUGGUAAUGAAUCAAGCUGGCGGGUAAAAAUUGUUGCAAGAGUAAUGAAUUUAUUGAAGAGGAAUAAUAAAGUAGUAGGUGAAGAAGGCAUUAUACAACCUAUUCCAGUGCAAGGCGUGCCAGUGUUUGACAAUAAUGUAGUAGUGGAACAACAAAGUUCAAUCGAGCAACAACCAAAAUCUAUUCUGAAUCCUACAGAUGGACACAACAUAUCGCCAAGUGUAAAGAAAAAGGUAAGUUUUGAUCCAACACUUUCAACAGUGCCAGAGGAAGAUGGAGAUAAUCUUUCAAUUUCAACUGAUGAUGGUAUAUCUUUAGAUUCUUCAGAAGAUUUUGAUGAUGCGAAAUGGGCAGCUAUAGGUCUUCCACUCUCACCAAUCAAAAAAGUUGGAAUUGUCCAGAGAGUGAAAAACAUAUUAGGAAGUUUCAUAGAUUUCUUUGUGAGCCCCUUUAAGUCUAAACAAACUGCACCAGCUUCGACUACGAUUGAUGCACACUUGGGCUUGGUAGUGUUAGAUGAUAGUACUACUCCAAGCUAUGUAGGAUUUGAUCAUGAUAAUACUGCUCAACAGAAAACUACUUCAGGUAUUAGCACUUACGUAGAGGAAAUUGACACUGAGCCACAACAACACACUGCAACUAUAGAAUCUGUAGCAGCAAUAGUACCUACCCUUGUAUAA
Cinara cedri is the source of this 762-nucleotide messenger RNA. NCBI's taxonomy places the organism in Eukaryota, Metazoa, Arthropoda, Insecta, Hemiptera, Aphididae. The record is from the annotation of a GenBank genome assembly.